This is a messenger RNA of Camponotus floridanus (Florida carpenter ant), 2170 nucleotides long. RefSeq names its product SKI family transcriptional corepressor 2 (gene fuss). Gene Ontology annotation, molecular function: SMAD binding; RNA polymerase II cis-regulatory region sequence-specific DNA binding; DNA-binding transcription factor activity, RNA polymerase II-specific. Bases 378 to 1946 code for a protein of 522 amino acids. Gene Ontology annotation, cellular component: transcription regulator complex; nucleus. NCBI's taxonomy places the organism in Eukaryota, Metazoa, Arthropoda, Insecta, Hymenoptera, Formicidae. Gene Ontology annotation, biological process: negative regulation of BMP signaling pathway; negative regulation of transcription by RNA polymerase II. The record is from RefSeq and is a predicted model, not a curated record. The transcript has 8 exons.
CCGGACAACAUCGCUAUCAAAUACGACAUUGGGCCGAGGACCUGGAGGAGCGGAAGAAGCGAUUGAGCUACUCAUCGUUGGUGUUGAAGAGGCGAGUCCUUGUCGUGACACGAGACAAUGAAACUUUAUGGAUUUCAUGGAGAAACUGAUCAUGUAGUAGAAGAGAGUCUUCACACUUGAACGAUCUUGUUGACGUAGCUGAGGAAACUUAGUGCCUGUCAUAUUUGAAGAUAAUUUUCGUUGCAAUCGAAGAAAGAAAGCUGAAGAAGAGGUUUUUGGAGAAGAAAAUCAGCUUGGACGUUGAUCGUCGGUUGGCGAUCGUGAUUCAAAUUGUGAAACAGUCGUCAUUUCCGACUGUUGGCGUCUGCAUUUUCAGGAUGGAUGGGCCGGCAGUGCUGUCGAUGCCGCCGCUGCCGACAUCUUCGCAGAAAUCGGCACAAUCACCGCAACCGCAAUCCCAUCCAAAACAGAAUCAGGAGUUGCAGGUGGGUACCGUGUCGCUUUACGGGAUCCACAUCGUGUCGCUGGUGAUCGAGGGCCAGGAGAGGCUGUGUCUCGCGCAGAUCAGCAACACCCUGCUGAAGCAGUUCAGCUACAACGAGAUCCACAAUCGCCGAGUGGCGUUGGGUAUCACCUGCGUGCAGUGCACGCCGGUGCAGCUAGAAAUACUUCGUCGUGCGGGCGCGAUGCCGGUGUCUUCGCGUAGAUGCGGCAUGAUUACUCGUAGAGAGGCGGAACGUCUCUGCAAGUCCUUCCUCGGCGACAACGCACCCCCUAGAUUGCCCGAGGACUUUGCGUUCUCCGUUCACCACGAAUGCGCCUGGGGUUGCCGUGGCGCAUUUUUACCUGCCCGUUACAACAGCUCGCGCGCCAAAUGCAUCAAGUGCACGUACUGCGGCCUGUUCUUCUCGCCGAAUAAAUUCAUCUUCCACUCGCACCGUAUCGGUCCAUCCGACAAGUACGUGCAACCGGACGCGGCCAACUUUAACUCGUGGCGUCGUCACAUGAAGCUAUCAGGCAGCCCACCGGACGAGGUGGUGCACGCCUGGGAGGACGUCAAGGCGAUGUUCAACGGUGGCACCAGGAAACGUCUGCUGGGUAACUCGAACAGCCCCCGGGAGUCGCCGAGUCCGGCCAAACAACCCAGAUCAUCGCCGAACACAACCGCUCAGAUUCCCACUCUGAUGCCGACACCGGCGCACCCACGCGUACCGCCAUUUCCGGAACUACCCCUGCCGCUGUCCCGCAGCCUCGUCAUGGACUAUGUGUGGCAUCAGCAUCAACAAGCGGCGGCGGUCGCCGCGGCCAAGACACCCAGCCCGUUCGCCUUCCCGCCUUACGCUCUGCCCUGGCUGACCAAGCGGAGUCCCGUCCUAUUUCCCGGACCGCUACCGCCGCCCAUAAGCGAUACCAGCCCCACGGAACCUUUGAUUCCAACCGUCAAUCCAACUUUACAUCAAUCUGCAUUCCGUCCGGUGAUUCGCGGGCCACCCAUCGUCGAGCCAGCGGUCAUUCCGGAACGGCCAACAGAUAUAAGCCAGAAGGAAGACAACUCCGACGACGAGGUCGACAUCGAGACGACGGAGGACGACCCGGUGACGCCGCUCAACGCGAGUCUUCAGAAUCUUCACUCAGCCUCGAAUUCCGCCAUGAGCAGCCACAGCGGACGGAGUACGUCGCCCCAAUGCUGGAGCCCUCCUCGAGAAACGGAACGAGAGGCUGAAAAGAUUGCCGAAGAAACCGCGGCUCUACGUGACGUGAAGACGGAAUUGCCGCCGGCGAGAAGUCCCGAGAGCUGGCACGGUAACGCUUACUAUCGACAUCUCAAUGUUUUGAAGGGGAACGAACCAGGAGCGGAAAGGGCGGGUACCGAUUGCUCGGCUUGUCGUCCUUCACGCGGUAUAUUUUACGGCCAAGUCCACAGUCCGUCCGCGCCGACUAAUUAAUCGAGCUGGCUGGCUGAAUUAAUCGACACGCAGAAGCAGCAGUGCACGAGGAGGAGGAGGAGAAGAUGACGGAAGAGAUGGAGGACACAUUUAGCCCGAGCCGUUCCGUAAGCUUGCGACACGUCCGUUGCCUUAAAGCACACUCAUCGAUCUCUUUAUUCUCGAAUUUAAGGGCUCGACGCACAACAACGAUCUGACGUGCUUUCUUAAAACCCUGAGGAAAU